GACAUAUACAACAACAAACACAAUCCGAAUAAAAGACUCUCAAGCAAGAAGGUAGCAAGACACUUGCAUCAGACGGGCACGUUGGCUGUGGAUGCUACAGAAGACCCUUACCGGGACGCCAUGGAGUGUGCAGAUGAGGACAUCACUGACAAGGUUAUCUUCUUGGAGAAGAGGGUCACAGAGCUGGAAAAGGACACAGCAGCCAAUGGGGAGCAGCACAAUCGGUUAAAACAGGAAAAUCUGCAACUUGUGCACAGAGCUAAUGCCCUUGAGGAGCAGCUGAAGGAACAGGAGUUGAAAGCAGAUGAGACCCUCAUGGAGGAGAUCAAAAAACAGAGGGAAAUUCUGAGCAAGAUGGAGAGAGAAAAGAGUAUUGAGAUUGAGAAUCUGCAAGCCAGACUACAGCAGCUGGAUGAUGAUAACAGUGAGCUGAGAUCCUGCGUCCCUUGUUUGAAGGCCAGUAUCGAGAGGCUAGAGGAGGAGAAGCAGAAAUUGUUAGAUGAGAUUGAAGACCUCACUGCUCAACUCAAGGAGGAGCAGGAAAGCAAGAGGAAGAUGGGAGACAAAUUGACCCAUGAGAGACACCAGUUCCAGAAGGAAAAAGAGUCCACCCAAGAGCUGAUUGAGGACCUCAGGAAGCAGCUGGAGCACCUGCAGUUGUUUAAACUUGAAGCAGAGCAGCGAAGAGGCAGAAGCAGCAGCAUGGGACUCCAGGAGUACAAUAGUAGGACGCGGGAGACAGAGCUGGAGCAAGAGAUCAGACGGCUCAAACAGGAUAACCGAAACCUGAAGGAACAAAAUGAUGAACUGAAUGGACAGAUCAUAAACCUUAGCAUCCAGGGAGCCAAGAACCUCUUCUCAGCUUCAUUUUCAGAGUCCCUAGCUGCAGAAAUCAGCUCGGUCUCCAGAGAUGAGCUAAUGGAGGCGAUUCAAAAACAGGAAGAAAUCAACUUCCGCCUCCAGGAUUACAUUGACAGGAUCAUUGUUGCCAUCAUGGAAACGAAUCCAUCCAUCCUGGAAGUCAAAUAAGGAGGCCACAAGCUGCAGACUCUGUACUCGGGAUCUGGUGUGGACUUAGUGCUCUGAGAGGGGAAAAGAGGCUUGCAACACCUUUGAUCUUAAUGAAGGCACAAGAAGCAUCACUUCAGAUCAUUGGAUGAAUUAAUCCAGUGGACCGGGGGAGAAACAAAAACAGCAAUGAAGCCGUGUUGUUUGACUCCGUUACUUAAAGACCCUUCCUGGCUUUGAGGGGUAAAAAGGGAAUCUGGAGAAAUGCAGGCAUAGGCAGAAGAGGAAGGGGAAAGAAGAGGAACUGCCACCCUGCCACUGGAACAUAUCGAACACUGGGGUUGAUAAAUGGCUGCUAACAGGAACUGUCUAAACCAUAAUCCUGAAAUCCCUAUUGCACAGGUGGGGACUGAGUUUGAAAAGAGUUAUCCAGAACCUAGGGCCAUAGAGAGAUGACUCCCAUUCAGCCUGUUAUUAAGAGAAGAUGCUAAUGGGAUGGAGAAGCUAGCUGACUGAAUUCUGUGCCCUGUCCCACUGACACACCUACUUUGCCGAAGUGUCCAGCACAUGCUCACUAAGGCAAAUCUACCAACAAGAAAAGCUUUGUCCCAGACCUGUAUAUUUUUUUUUUUUUUCACUCAUAGCGGGAAGUUCCUUCUUCAAACAGCACUGCUAGCACCUCACUCCCUGGGGCUUGGCCCUGAUGGGUUCUCCAUUUAGGUGGUAGAUGAAAAGGGAGGAGUGGCCAUCUUUUGUAGACCAUUGUUGGAGCCUGAUCUGUGCCUCUGCACUUGUGUUUUGUUCUGGCUUGGUGAGAUGUUACAUUGCUCCAUCUUCUUUGGAGCUCACUGUUCAGCAAGCUCCAUCCCAUGUGUGAUUCACUGGGGUGGCUUUUACCACAUUCCCUUUCUCCUUUUGGGACAAGUUCCCCAAGUAUCAGAUGUGAAUCCCUAUGAAUCAAGCCAGUGGGGCCUGAAUUGAAUGGGCCUGCGGUAGGGCAACAAGCAAUGGGAGGGAUAAAAGUCACACAACCAUGGAUAGGUGGACUCUCUACCCUUCCUUCCUGUUGUUCCCUUCAGGGACUGAAGGCAGGGCUACAAUCUCUCCCAGCUUUAUUAGUCAGUCCUAGAGCCAGCCUGGCAGCUGGCAUGUUCUUCCCUGCUCCUGCUUCUGUUUGUAUGACUCCUCCUUACCGUGGAGUACUUUUAUAGCCUUAGUAUUGCUGCAGCAACAAAUGGGCGCACAGCACCUUGAGGCAGUUGCAUUCAGGCAGCCCCUUGUGUCAGAGAAUAAGCUACAGUGAAGAGAAACAACAUGAGCCAUUUGAACACUUAUUUCAGGCCCAAGGAUUGUUGUACCAUGGAAACUGUCGCCUAUGCCUGAAUGUCGCUUCAGAAUGAAAGUGGUACGGUCUAUGGCAAUAAUCUUCUCUGAGAUGGGCUCUGCUGUUGACGCUCACAGCACUGGAGGUGGGGCCCUUGCCAGGGUAUAGGGCAGAGCCCUGGCUGGCUCUUGCCCGUCCUCUUCUCACAUCCCUGUGCUGCCCUACCUUUGGUUUCACCCUUGCAUUAAUCAAGUUUUUGUUGGUCUAAACCAGGAAACUGCUAUUAUUGUGUUGACUACUUAGACAACUGAGUUUACCUGGAGCCUGAACCUUGUGGUGGGAAGGGCAUACAGCUCGCUGGAGACUGAAAUCCACGACCGCUGGGAAACAAAAGCCAUGUUUGCAUCCAGCACAUUCAGGCUCACUACUAUGAAAGGCCAUUUUUAAAUCUAAGGGCCUUUCACAGUGCAUUGCAUAAUAAGUAAAUGAGGAGUUGAUUAAAAAGAGCCUUUUCUUCUGGCUACCAAAAUAACGUUAAGAAGGGUAGAAGCUCCUGAAGGAUCUGGCUUCUGUUACUGAGGUGUUUUGGCCCAACAAGUUGGGGUGGGGGGUAUGUUUGUGAAACUUAAACAUAAUUUUCUCCAAGUCAAUAUUAAAUGGUUCCUCACAAAUACACUUUUCCUGUAACAAAUAGCUGUCCUGAUUCCAAGCAUAGUCACAUGGGACAGACAGCAGGUUUCUCUUUUAAAAUACGGGGCAGUUUUGUUGUUUUUAAAUCAGCCAGUUAGCUUUUAAAGGACUUGGCUAACUGGGUUGAAUGCCAAAUCUGUAGUAAUGUGUAAAACUUCUGCAUCAGUACCACACUUUACAUGCAUUCCUCAUCUUUAGCACUAAAGCAUCUGAGUUUGGCAAGUGGCCAGCUCUGUAGCUGCACUCCUCACUCCCCUGUAAAGCCUGUUACAUGCUCACAACUACUGAGUUAUCCUCUCUUCCAUAGUUUUAUUCCUUAGAUUGGAGAGUAAAAGCACUUCACAGGGCACAGGACAGCACAGAACCAUAUUCAUGGUAGCCUAGAGGAUGUCCCAGUGGUGGGAGAGGAGCCUGCCUGGGGAUCUCUGUGAGCACCCUAAGCAAUGUUGCUACCCUGACUUCUCUACCACUCCAUGAUACAGAGCCAGCUUUCCGGGCACCUGUGCAGUGUAUUCAUAUUUAUACAGGUUUGACUUUUGUUUUAAAGUCUGUAGUCCCUUGAACUGGGUAAGGGAAGUGCCCUUUUAAGAGGGGCAAAGAGGAGGCAAUGCUUUCAACUCUUCUGCCAGGCAGGAGCAGGAUCUCCAGUCCCCUUUGGAUGCUCUGUGAAAACACUUUCCUGAGGAGGCUUCUGUUUGUAAGAUCUGCUGCAAGAAAAGGGGUGAUGUGCAUCGAAGGAGGGAGCCAUGUUCUCUCAGCACCAGGGCAGUGAACCACCAACACCCACCUUCCCCCUCCUGCACCCUUGUGUAGCAUACCCCAGCAGACCAAAAGCUCCUGUGCACUUGGCAGUGCUCUGAGCUGUCUCCCUCGCAUACAUUUCGCUCCUCAAGUCUGUGGGAAGAAGCCACGUACUGUACAUUUCCAGAGAAGCUUUGGGUGUAAAUCAGUGUAUACUUGGAGAGGGAGAUUUUUCUAUCUUGUAGAGUAGGUAUUUUUAUAGAAUGAAGGUUGAUCAAUUUUUUUAAUACUUUAAAGAAGAGAGAAAUGUAUCUGUGUAUACACAAAUAUUAUAUAAAUAUAAAUAUAUAUAUAUAUGUAUAAAUAUAUAAAUAUUGGAGACCUGCCUUUCUUGACUUGGGAUCAUGUAUCCCCAGUUAAAACAGUCUUUUUUUUUUUUUUUUUCCUGUUGAUCACUCCGAGGUACUGUAACUGUAAAUAAUCACCAGGAAAAAAGUUUUAAACACAAAAGCACUGACUUGCACACUGACAAUGCUUUAAAUUCCCAAGGAAAAAAACUGUACUUCCCAAUAAAGUUGCGCUCUCCCUGCUGGUAUGUGAAGGAAACUCGAAACGAGGCAAAAACAGUAUUGUCUUAAAUGAUGUAUUGAUUCUUGUCAAAUUAAAAGCUGUUACCAUUA
Messenger RNA from Alligator sinensis (Chinese alligator), 4443 nucleotides. It is a transcript of the gene RAB11FIP3, whose product is annotated as RAB11 family interacting protein 3. The transcript has 10 exons. NCBI's taxonomy places the organism in Eukaryota, Metazoa, Chordata, Crocodylia, Alligatoridae. The record is from RefSeq and is a predicted model, not a curated record. The coding region runs from base 121 to 1029 and encodes 302 amino acids. Gene Ontology annotation, biological process: regulation of cytokinesis; endocytic recycling. Gene Ontology annotation, cellular component: cleavage furrow; midbody; endocytic vesicle.